Molecule: messenger RNA, 1890 nt
Organism: Paramecium sonneborni
Lineage: Eukaryota; Ciliophora; Oligohymenophorea; Peniculida; Parameciidae
Source: the annotation of a GenBank genome assembly
AUGAAUUAGACAUAGUUAUCAUUUAGAAUACAUAAUUAUCCUGGUAAAAGAGUACUUAAUUAUACAUUUCUUAAAGAAUUAGGAAAAGGAGCAUUUGGUUAAGUCUAAUAUUUAUAUUAUCUAAAAGGUCUUCUCAGCUAAAGUAGAUAAUACAACAGAUUUAGUUGCUAUUAAAUGUGUUCCAAAGUCUAAACUAACUGAACAUAGAGGAAUUGUUGGAUAAUUAUUAGAUAGUGAAAUUGAAGUUUUAAGAUAAAUUAAUAGUGAACAUGUUAUCAAGUUCAUUGAAUUCUUUCAAUCUGAAAAUCAAUGCUAUAUUGUAUUAGAAUUUUGCAAUUGUAAAUUUUUAAUUCUAUUAAAUAGCUGGUGAUUUUGAAUAAUUAUGGACUAAAAGAGGAAAAAAAAUACCUGAAAAUGAAGUUAUUGCUUAUAUGAAAUAAGUUCUUGCUGGAAUGUAAGCAUUACAUGAAAAAAACAUUUUACACAGAGAUUUAAAAUUACCUAAUAUUUUAAUUCAUAAUUCUACUCUAAAAAUUGCUGAUCUUGGUUUUUGCAAAUAAUUAAAAGAUUAGAAUCAACAUGAAAACUUAUUUCUAGGCUCUUUAGGUAAUAUGGCACCUGAAAUUGUUGAAUAAAAACCAUAUGGAAUGUCUGCUGAUAUGUUUUCUAUUGGAAGUAUGUUUUAUUAGUUACUUUUUGGAUCAUUUCCAUUUACUAAUAUAAAUGAAAAAGCAUUCCUUUAAGAUAUCAAAACAAGUAUAUUUUUUUAUAUUAUUAAUAAGACAAACCUGAUUUCAGAAAAAAUGGUGUUUCUAUUUCUACUUAAUUAUAAUUACUAUUAUCUAAAAUGUUAUUAAAAGAUCCAAAAGAUAGAUUAAAAUGGUCUGAAUUAUAUUCACAUCCAUUAAUGAAAUAAAAAGAGAUGAGUAUAAAUUCUUUUUUUAUUUAGGAUAUUAAUAGUUAUCUCUCAAUCUUCUAUAGGCAGAAUAAAUUAAUCUUGAAAAAAUUGGAAAAUUCUAUUAGAAUAAAGGUUAAUUUGAAAAUUAUGAAAAUUCAAAUGAUUUUAUUCAAUAGCUAAAUGGUUUAAAAUAAUAGUAAAUACUGAAAAAAGAUAAACCAGUCGAUAUAGUUGAAACAGAACUUUAAUCUGAUCUCUAAUAUGAAUAAUUUAAAUAAUAAAUCUCAGAAACUGAAAAAUAAAUAGAAGAUUAGAAAAAAGUUGAAUAACUUAUUGAAAAAUAUAUGAGAUUAAGGGAUUAAAUUGUUUAUUUAUCAAGAACAUUAAAUGAAGUAAAUUCAUUAAUCUCUGAAGAGUAUUCAGCCUUUCCAUUUUUAUUACUUAUUAAAAAGAUAUUCAAAUUAAAUAACUCAUUAACUAAAGCUUUAUUAGAAAAACAAAAUAUUUUUUAAAGUGCAGAUCUUUUAGAUAAAUUAUAUAAUCAUCCUCAUUUUUAAAAAUUUAUAUCAUAAAUGUUAGAUGACUAAUAAUGUUAUGAAAGCCUCCUAUAAUAUGCAUUAAGUCCAUUACAAGAAAGUAGAUCUUUGAAAAAAUAAAUGCAAGAUUAUAAUUGGCAAAAAGAAAUAACAGUUGAAUAUUCUGAUCAAUUUAACAAAAAUUUUAAAGAAGUUUUGAAUGAUUUCAUUAUUAGAACUUUAUCAGAAAUGAAAGAAAAAGAGAAGGAUCCUAAAAUAAUUGAAAAAUAUAUUGAAUUAUAAAUACAUUUAAUAGAUUGUUGUUGCUAUGAAAUUGUUUAUUAAAAUGAUUAAGUAAAUUUUAUUUUAAUUUAAUAGACAAUUAAUAUAAUGGAGUAAUUCGAUGCAUUAUAUGAGAAACCUCUUAAAGUAAAAAAUGAUAUAUUUUCAGACAAAGUGUAGUUAUUAUUUUUAUGA